CGGGGCGCUGCGUCAGUGGGCGGAGCCGCGGGAGGCUCGGACGUCCUUCUGAAACGGCUCUCCUUCACACUCCAGAGACAACUCAGGAGAAAUUAAAGUUAGCAAAGAGUGUGAGGGACACUCUGCCGAAAAGUUUGUCUUCUCUAAACCCACUCUGACUUCAGUUUUGUAGACGGCAGCGACAGAAAGAGCAAGAAAAAACGACGCGGGUGGGCCACCUGAUCCAGGGAGAGGGAUUUAUUUUCCUUCCACAUUCCUGAUGGAGUCCUAUAGAGUGCCUGGCAUUCCUAAUACCGGACAACAGCGGGGCUUUGCUCAACCGUCUCGACCUUCCAGGCCACAUGGUAAUGAAGCUGGCACAUACGGCCUCAGCAUCCGAGUCCAGGGGAUAGAUGGACACCCGUAUGUCGUUCUGAACAACCAGGACAGGGGCCCUCACUCCACUGACUCCUACAGCAAUGGUUACAUUGACAAUGAAGGCUCCUUUAUUGAAAAUUACCAAGACUAUGACUUCAGGGGUAACAAGGAGGCCAGAUCCAACAGCCCUUUCAUGGAGUACAGGACACAGAAGAUGAUGCAUCACCCUAGCUCUCAGAAUGGAGUUAGUGACUCACAAGCAAAGAAACCCUCCCCUCUUCUGAAUUUUCAAAGGCAUCCAGAGAUUCUGCAACCGUAUGAUCCAGAGAAUAAUUCACUAAAUCUAGAAAGUUUUAGCAGCCUCCCGUCAAGGCCUCUGGUUCAACCUGAGAACCAGUUAAGAAGUUCAUCCUCCAAAUUUGCUUUACCGGUCCGUGAUAGGUCUUCAAGCUUGGAUCGAAAAAAAGACAGCGAUCCGAAUGAGAAAAUACAAAAUCCUUACUUGAACCUGAAGACCAAUAAGACGCCCAUUCCAGCUCCAAAAUCUCAGCCUUUGCCUCCCGCCCAGCUGUCUGAGCCCAUGACCAAGCCACAGUCACAAGUAGCUCAGCCACAGUACAAACCUUUUCUUACCAACGUGAAUUUACUUCACUCUAAGCCUACCUCUAAAAGUCAGCCCGUUCUUGCAUCUCAGCCUCCUGUGGUGACCAGUCCUUCAAUUGAGCAAAGCAAGACCUCCUGCAGAUCCCCCAGUUCAGUGAGCAGUGCCAACUCCAGCCUUGAGCGUGCCCGCCGCGAGCCCGACAUCCUUCCUCUACGCAGAAUUGACUCCAGUGGGCCAGUUCUUGAGUCUUCCUCUCGAACCCGCCAUUCUUCCUCACCUUCGACCCCUAAGACUCCGGUGGAUGAUCAAAUGGAAGCCCUAUACGCUGACACCAUAAAUCGCCAUGGGAAUCGCCGCUACAUCCCCUUCCAUCCAGGUUCAGGCAGAGACAUAGACACCGGCUCCAUUCCCGGUGUUGACGAGCUCAUUGAGAAGUUUGAUGGCUCAAGUCAUCCGCGCAGGGGCCGGGCGGGCCGCCGAAACAGGAUCAAUCCAGAGGAUCGGAAGCGCUCACGGAGCGUGGACAGUGCUCUUGGCUUGAGAAACGCAAUGAACCCUACAGAUGAGUUCAGCCCCUACCGAGGCACAUCCAUGGAGCACGUCCUCCUGCCUUCACAGCUACGCGGGCAGAAACCAGUCAGUGGUGUUGAUGGGAAGGUUGACCCUAAAUCUAAUGCCUGCAGUGAACCCAGCUCACCCCAGAGCACCAUCCCUAAAAGCCUCGGCUUCAUACAAGGUUACAAAAGGCCACAGUCAAGCUCAUCUUUGUUACCUUUUAAGAGUAAAGAAAGUGAAGCGCCGAAGACUUCAGCAUCCCUGUCAACAUCACUCCCGAGGCCUCCUUCCAAUGAAAAACCUGGUGCAGGGACAGAAGUUCAGGUGACACCUGAUCUCCUCAAGGGUCAGCAGGAAAUUUCCCAGCAAACACAUGAAGAGACAGCCAAACAAAUAUUGUUUAAUUAUCUCAAAGAAGGGAGCAAAGAUAAUGACGAAGCUACAAAAAAGAAGGUCAACCUUGUGUUUGAAAAGAUACAGACAUUGAAGUCUCGAGCCACGGCGUCAACACAAGGCAACACCAAAUCUGCAGACUUGGCUGCACAGACCAAAGCACUGCAGGAGCAAAAUGCUGAACUGGAGAAAGAGAUUACUGAACUGAAGAGGCAGCUGGAAGAGAAAAUAAUGGACAAUCAGACCCAGAAAGAGGCCGAAUUAAGUUUGAAGGAGUUGCAGAAGGAGCUCCAGCGCUGCAUGGAGGAGUGUGCACAGCUGAAGGAAAAACUCGCCAAAGCAGAAGCAGAUCUCCAGAAGGCACUAGAGGAACUUUUCCAGGUGAAAAUGGAGAAGGAGCAGAACCAGACGGAGAUCAGAGACCUGCAGGACCAGCUGUCAGAGAUGCACGAUGAGCUCGACUCAGCAAAGAGGUCUGCUGCUGAUGGAGAAAAAGACGCCAUCAUGGCUGACAUGAUGCAGCUGAAACUGGCGAUGCAGGAAGUUCUCCUUGCGAAGGAGGAUCAGGAGGAGUUGCUGCGGAAGCGAGAAAGGGAGCUAACAGCCCUGAAGGGAGCCCUAAAGGAGGAGGUGGCAGCUCAUGAUCAGGAGGUGGACAACAUGAAGGAGCAGUAUGAGACGGAAAUCAGCAGACUGCAAAAAUCUCUGGAGGAGGCCAGACAGAGCAGCUCGGCUUUGCUCCGCGAGAAGACUGAAGUGGAGACAGCCAAGGGUGCAGCAGAGGGACAGACGGAGCGUCUCAACCAAGAAACCGAGCGACUGCACCGGCGGGCGCACGAGCUGGAAAAUGAAGUGGCCAAGCUCAACCGAAUCGUCGACGAGGCCAAGCUGCAGGAGAGCCAGCUACGGGACAAAGUUGGUCGGCUGGAAAGGGAAAAGAAGCAAACAGAGGAGUCGCUCAAUGAAAUAAAGGAGCAAGAGGAGGAGAUGUCGCGCGCCAACCGGGCUCUGACACUGCGACUGGAAGACGUCCAGAGGAACCUGUCCAAACUGAACAACGAGCACAAAGAACUGGAGGAAAGGCUGCAGGAGGAGAAGUCUCAAAAGGAGCAGUUCAAGAGCAUGAAGAACAACAUCGAGGAUGAGAGGAGGCUGCUGGACCGCACCGUAGAGAAACUUCAGAGGGAGAUGAGUGAUAUUGUGGAGGCGUCGCAGUCGUCCACGAGGGAGCUGCAGGAGCAGAUAGAUAUUUAUAAAGAGAAGAACCGCAGAGAGCUGACAGAGCUGCAGAGGCUUCUGAAGGAACGCGAGGAGGAGCUGGACAAAUACAUGCAGGCCACCAAAGCCCUGGAAGCAGAGUUGUCACUUCGAGAUGAGGACCUGAGGCAGAGCGAGAUGGAGCAAGAAGAGGCUUUGCUCCGACAGAAGAUGCUAGAGGAAAAAUGUCACGAUCUGGAGGUUCAAAUCGAGAAAAACAACCAAGCUAAGGACGAUAAAUCCAAGCAAAUCAAACUCCUGGAGGAGAGGAUCGCUCAGAUGGAGGAGGAUCUGGAGGAAGAACGUCAAAGUGGAGAUCAGUUGAUGGACAGGAUAGACAGAGGAAGAGAACAGGUGGAGCAGAUGAGAAAUGAACUCCUGCAGGAGAGGGCUAGCAGACAGGACCUGGAGUGUGACAAGAUGGCUCUGGAGAGACAGAAUAAGGACCUGAACGCCAGAGUGGCUCAUCUAGAAAGCUCACAGAAGUCCAACAAAGACGGUCUGGUGCCCCAGCUGGAGACUCGCAUCCAUGAGUUGGAGGAGAGGCUGGAGGGGGAGGAAAGGGAGCGGGCCAACCUGCAGCUGGCCAACCGUAAGCUGGAGAGAAAAGUGAAGGAGAUGAUGAUGCAACUUGAUGAAGAGCAUCUGACAAUGCAGGAUCAGAAGGACCAAUUGAAUCUGCGUCUAAAAGCCCUGAAGAGGCAGAUGGACGAGGCUGAAGGGGAGAUUGACCGUCUGGAGCACAGCAAGAAGAAGCUGCAGAGAGACCUGGAUGAGCAACAGGAGGCCAACGAGCACCUUCAGAGCCAGCUCAAAGCUCUGCAGAGUGAAAUACGACGCAAGAACUCCUCUGCUCCGCUGCUCAACAGCCUGGAUGAAGACGACGAUGACGUCAGCACUGACGGCGAGACGUACUUCAGCUCAUCGUCCAGCUACAAGCGCUCGAAUCCGAACUCCAUGCAGGCAACCUUCACCCUUUAGAGAACCUGUGAGGAGGGGCAAUAGGCUUCCCUAACCACUGGACCAAACUGGACUUUCAUGCCGUCUGUAAUGUUAGACCCAAAUGUCUAUAAAUAUUGGUUUUAUGACAGUUCAUAUUUUUAUAAACUUGUCGAACCCCACCCUCUUUUACAGGGUGGUUAUUUUUCCUGGAUUUGAAGUCAGUGUGCAAAUAUUCACUCAGUAUUAUUUCAGCCGCUUUUUAAACAACGAAGGAAAUCAUAGUUUCCCUUUAAUCCAAAAAUAAACACAUUUGGAAGAACAAUUUUGCCUUUAUUCUCUGUUUUUAAAUAAAAAAAACCUGUUCAUGAUUAUUGUAGCUAAUUAAACAAUAGUUCUUGAUUGCUCUGUAAAGCAGCACACCGCCUUACUAUGAACUAACUUGUUUUUAUGCCUAUCAAACUCUGUAAAACGUUUAAACAAUACUGUUUUUAUAGUACUCAUUUUCAAUAAGUUCAUUUGCUUUUCCUAUUAAUGAAUGAUUCUUCAAUCAGAAUUGAUGAAGUGAAUGUUGUCAGGAUGUUUAAUUUAUUCAAGAGUGAGUUUGCAAAUUCUUGACUCAGUGAUUUUUUUUGUAGAGAGCAGAAAGAGUGACUUUGUACACCCUACUCUUGUUUUGAUACUGUUUUAUAUAAACCUAUGUUCAGUUUUAUUGCGUGAUGUCUGUUUUGUCACGUGUGUCUUAACUCUUCAGGUCUCAUUUGUUGUUGUACUAUCAGAGAGGUCUCAGUAUUGCAUUCAUAUCUUCUGGAAAAUAUUCUGAUUUGGCUGCAUUGCUCUAGUUCCUGAACAAAAUUGAAAACUUUUAUGAUUUUUCUGUUUUUUAUUUUCUUAAAUCUCCAUAUUUGUCUUUUUUAGGUCUGUGUUGUGUUAAAACUGGACAUGGAAGGACCUUUUAUUGUGUAAAUGUGCCCAAUCUGUUACACAAACGAGCCUUAUCACUGAUGUUUUUUUUCAUGUAAAUGGUAAUAAAUUGACAAUCAAUGUUGCGUUACUUUAGUGAUUUAUUUUGGUUCUGACUCAGUGUUGACGUCUUUGGAGGAACAGUGAGUUUUUUUUUCUGUGUAUGCUUAUAAAUCCUGUGAAGAUGAAAAUAAAUGUACUCCCAAAUGCUUUGACAAUUA
Messenger RNA from Oryzias melastigma (Indian medaka), 5289 nucleotides. It is a transcript of the gene cgnl1, whose product is annotated as cingulin-like 1. The transcript has 19 exons. Gene Ontology annotation, cellular component: myosin complex. NCBI's taxonomy places the organism in Eukaryota, Metazoa, Chordata, Actinopteri, Beloniformes, Adrianichthyidae. The coding region runs from base 260 to 4147 and encodes 1295 amino acids. The record is from RefSeq and is a predicted model, not a curated record.